AUGGCGGACGUUUCGUCUGCGUCACCACCGCUAUCGACCGCGUUGGCCGGAUCCCAAACUUCAACCACCGCCACUACCACCAGUGCUGUGACCAGCGUUACCGUUAGUCCCGACGCCGACGUCGCAGGGUCGUCUGCUAGUCGCAACGGCGAUGCUGCGUCGCAGCCGCCCAGCGUCGCACGGGAAGGCGUCGCAUCUGCGAAGGGUUCCUGCGACGACGGCGAGUCGGCACCUGCACCGUCGGAUCUAGUAGACGGCACCCCUGCACACGCGCCGGCCGGCGCGCACGGAGGAGCGGAGGGGCAUGCACAACGGGGGCAGGCGGAAACGGAAGGAAGCGGGGGCAAAGGAGCGGUAAGCGCAGUCGCUGUGGCGAGCGCAGAAACGUCUGAUAAAGCAUCGGCGGAUGGCGGAACAGAAACAGUGCCGGCGGCGGUGGCGGUAAAGGGGACUGCGGAGGGCGUAGCGGCGGGAGGGGGGGUGAGAGAAGGUGGGGGAAUGGAGGAAAGAGAGGAUAAAACAGAGCAGGAGCAGGAGGUGAAGGAUGAGGAUGAUGAGGAGGAGGAGGCAAAGGAGGAGCAGAAGGAGGAGGAUGUAGUGGCGAAAUUCAGUUCCGCUGCUGCGUUCGUAGAGGCGGGGUUGCAGGACGCUGCGGACGACUCGUGCAGCAUAUGCCUUGACGACUUCACGUCCGACGAACCGUCCACCCCGACAACGUGCAACCACCACUACCACCUGCAGUGCAUCCUCGAAUGGGCACAGCGCAGCAAGGACUGUCCCAUGUGUUGGCGCACUCUAGUGCUCAAGGACCCUGACAGUCAGGAGCUGCUAGAAGCGUGUGCAGCAGAGAGGGCGAUGAGAGCACAGCAGGCAGCAGCAGCGGCAGCAGCGUCGUCACGCAUGCACAUGGGCAGGGCUGCUCUCGAGGAGUUUGCAGCGCUGCAGCAACGGCUGGCAGAGCUCUCAGAGGACUCAGAGCUGGAGAGGCGAAUUCUACAGCACCUGGCGGCCGCAGCAGCAGCAGCGGGGUUCUCCUCUCGUUCCGCCCACCAGUACCUGCACCAGCACAACCACCGCCACCACCACGGGUCAGAGCGCCAGCAGCAGCAGCGCCUGCGCCAGCACCUUCGCCAGCAGCAGCAGCUGCAGCAGCAAGGGGAGGACGAGGAGGCUGGAGGAAGCCCUGGCGAAAUGGCUCUUCGCCCAACCAGGUCGGCUGGCUCGGGCGGCCGGAUUAGGUUCGGCGGCAGCAGCGGUGGUGCUGGCGGGAUUUACUUCGGGGAGAGCCGGCAGGAGGAGGGCGGAGGGAGCCUGACACCUCCGAACGCGUUUCUAUCGGCUUUUACACGCUCGUCCAAUGCGCUUUCUCUCCAGGACAUGGAUGGUAGAGCAGCGGAUCAGAGAGCAGGAGACAGGGGGGAACGAGGCGGAGGGGGAGGAGGAGGAGUGGUGGUGACUGGGUUUGGUAGGGGAGGGCCUGGAGCAGUGGGAGGUGUCAAUUCCUCCACCACUUCGUCCUCCUCCUCAAAUCGCUUCUCUGCCACGCUCUCCUCUGCUCUCCCUCGCUCGCAAACCGCCCAUCCAGGCACUGCCCCCCGCACCGUCUCCCCUCCCAGCCUCGCAGCAAGUCUAGCGCGCAGAGCAGCAGGGCAGGGCCUUGCGGCGGUGCUAGGUGGUGGUGGUGGGGGAGGAGGGGGAGGAGGAGCUGGAGGGGGAGGAGGGGGCGGUGGAGGGGAUGGGUCUAGUGGUGGGGGAGGGGGAGGGGGAGGGGGAGGUGGUGUGGGUUCAUGGUUCUUUGGCUCGUUUUCCCAGUUGGGGAAUCGGUCGCAAGGUGGAGGGGGUGGAGGGAGUGGGGGAGGUGGGUUUGGAGGAGGAGGGACAGGCGGAUUCGGGGGUGGCCGAUCAACGAGUCAAGGCACGAGCACUCAAGGCACGACCCGUUCAACCCAUUCGCCUCCAUAUACCUCUGCUCAACGGUCCAGCCGACCUUCUCCCCGCACACUGGCCAGCACGCCCUCGUCCCCACCACCACCGCAGUCCAUGACCAUGUCAGAACCCGACUCGCCCGCUUGCCUGCCCUCCGCUGCUGCUGCUGCUACUGCAACCUCUCCUGCUCCUCCUGCGGCUGCCACCCCCUCCGUCAACUCCCCUGCCAGUCCUCCUCCUUUUCUCACCUCCCACCGUGGAUGGGCAACACCGGCAUGUAGACACAUGAGUGUGAUACGGAAAACUCAGUGA
Molecule: messenger RNA, 2238 nt
Organism: Closterium sp. NIES-65
Lineage: Eukaryota; Viridiplantae; Streptophyta; Zygnematophyceae; Desmidiales; Closteriaceae
Source: the annotation of a GenBank genome assembly